Molecule: messenger RNA, 542 nt
Organism: Drosophila ficusphila
Lineage: Eukaryota; Metazoa; Arthropoda; Insecta; Diptera; Drosophilidae
Gene: mRpL27
Product: 39S ribosomal protein L27, mitochondrial
Exons: 3
Coding region: 77-508 (143 amino acids)
Biological process (GO): translation
Cellular component (GO): mitochondrial large ribosomal subunit; ribosome
Molecular function (GO): structural constituent of ribosome
Source: RefSeq, a predicted model, not a curated record
AAAUCUUCUGGCAACACCGGUCUUCAGCUGUAGAAAUUGCAUAAACAAACCUCGUUACUGGAAAGAAAUAAUUAAAAUGUCGUUUAAUAUAAUGCAAAAACUGACCAUGCAGUGCCUAAAGGCGGACCAGCCACUGAUGACUACCGUGCGUAAUGCCAGCAAGAAAACCGGUGGUAGUACGCGGAACAAGAAGGGGCACGCGAGGCCGAAGCAUCGAGGAUGGCGCGUUCAGGAUGGACACCACGUCUCAGAAGGCACCAUCCUAGCCACCCAACUCACCACACGCUUUCACCCGGGCUUAAAUGUGGGCUUCGGACGCAAUGGAACCCUGUUUGCCAUGGAGCACGGAAAGGUUUAUGUGACCUGCGAGCCCAUCGACCCCAACUGGGAUCACACUUGGAUUCAGCGCAACUACGCCGGCCGCCAGGACCAGACCAUCUAUAAGAAAUUCUUUAAUGUUAUACCUGAAAAUCAGCACCAGCGGUUUCGGUUAGUGGAGGAAAUCUAAAAAGUUUAAUAUUAAAUUUCACAUACAUCAAUUA